Molecule: messenger RNA, 908 nt
Organism: Oryzias latipes (Japanese medaka)
Lineage: Eukaryota; Metazoa; Chordata; Actinopteri; Beloniformes; Adrianichthyidae
Gene: bglapl
Product: bone gamma-carboxyglutamate (gla) protein, like
Biological process (GO): osteoblast differentiation; regulation of cellular response to insulin stimulus; response to vitamin K
Cellular component (GO): extracellular region
Molecular function (GO): hydroxyapatite binding; structural constituent of bone; calcium ion binding
Source: RefSeq, marked provisional
GGCAUCUGAAAGACAGCAAAGGAAAGCAAGUGAUCUUGUUCACUGAGAUUAACGGACUGCGAAGCAUCAUGAAGACCCUGGCUCUCCUCGCCCUCUGUGCCCUGCUGUCAGUGUGCUGGUCCAUGUCAGUUGUGGAACCCGAGGUUAUUGUGGAUCUCGCUGCAGACGCGGACACUGAAGUGACACCUGCUGCUCCUGCUGCCUCCUCCUCAGAGUCCAAUUCAGCCUCCUCCUCCGAGUCUGACUCGACUUCCGACUCUGCCGAUUCCAACUCGAGCUCAGACUCAUCUGCUUCCGACUCCACCUCAGCUGCAUCCUCUGAGUCCUCCUCAUCCGAAUCAUCUGAAUCCACCUCAGCUGCAUCCUCUCAGUCCUCCUCAGCUGAAUCCUCAGAGUCCUCAGAGUCCUCUGAGUCCGACUCCUCAGCAGCCUCUCAGUCCUCAGAAUCUGACUCUGCUGCUUCUGCCUCAUCAUCUUCCUCAUCCUCAUCAGAGUCAGCCAGUGCUGAAGCUGCCUCAGAUUCUCAAGUGGUUAUGAAAAGAGACCUGGCUGCUGUUCUCCUGAGGAGAAGAAGAGCUGCUUCAGGAGGAACCCUUACUCCUCUGCAAAUGGAAAGCCUAAAAGAAGUUUGCGAACUGAACGUUGCCUGUGAUGAAAUGGCUGACACUGAGGGCAUCGUGGCGGCAUACACCGCCUACUACGGACAAGUUCCCUUCUAAGCUAGAUUUUUUUUUUCAUGCAUCCACUUGUGGACACAUUUUUGUCUCUCCCAUUUGUCAAUAAAAACAACGAAACUUCAAUCCUAAUCCUAGAUGAAAAACAGAAAGGCAAAAGACUGGGACUUGGCCCCAUCUUUUGAUGAUGGCUGGAGAAUUUUCUUGGCUGCAAAUUCUUGCACACAUGUGGCC